AUGGAAAAAGAAUAUUGCUCCUCUGUGACUGCAUUCAUUUUCUUGGGGAUUACCAGUAAUCUGGGAGGGAAAGUGACCUUAUUUGCCAUGUUACUUGUUUAUCUUAUUAAUCUUCUGAGAAAUCUUGGAGUGAUAAUUUUGAUUAGAAUGGAUCCCCAGCUGCAAACACCAAUGUACCUUUUCCUCAGCCACCUCUCCUUCUGUGACCUCAGCUAUUUCACAACAAUCGGAUCUAAGAUGCUGGUUGACCUCUUAGCCAAGAACAAACCAAUCCCCUUCUAUGGCUGUGCCCUACAGUUCUUGAUUGCCUGUACCUUUGCAGAUUCUGAGUGUCUCCUGCUGGCAGUGAUGGCCUAUGACCAGUACAAAGCCAUCAGCAGCCCCUUGCUCUAUGCGGUCAGCAUGUCCAGCAGGUUGUGCUCCCUGCUCAUGGCUGGGGUUUACUUGGUGGGGAUGACAGCUGCUCUGAUACACAUGACAUUAGCAUUCUGCUUAUGUUUCUGUGGGGCAAAUGAGAUUAACCACUUCUGUGACUUACCUCCACUCUACCUUCUUUCCUGCUCUGAUACACAGGUCAGUGAAUUGACAGUGUUUAUUGUUUUUGGAGUUAUUGAAUUGAGCUUGAUUUCAGGAGCUCUUGUCUCUUACUAUUAUAUCAUCGUAGCAGCCUCAAAGAUCCAUUCUGCUGAGGGGAGGUUCAAAGCUUUCUCCAUCUGUGCCUCCCACCUAACUGCUGUGGCAAUUUUCCAGGGAACUCUGCUUUUUAUGUACUUCAGGCCAAGUUCAAUCUACUCUUUAGAUCAAGACAAAAUGACAUCAUUGUUUUACACCCUUAUGAUUCCCAUGUUAAACAUUAUGAUUUAUAGCCUAUGGAACAAGGAUGUGAAAAAUGCCCUAAAAAACUAA
Odocoileus virginianus texanus is the source of this 906-nucleotide messenger RNA. NCBI's taxonomy places the organism in Eukaryota, Metazoa, Chordata, Mammalia, Artiodactyla, Cervidae. The record is from RefSeq and is a predicted model, not a curated record.